UGAACCUAAUUAUUGUUAAAUGCUAGCUAUCUCACGUGCUAAGCUAAUGUGGCUAACGACGUGACAUCAACCUAUCCAUCUUUAAAUGUCCAUAGUCUAACCAGAGACGCCACGGAAUAAUUCAUAUAGCCUGUUUACUAAUCGGAAUAGCAUAUAAAUCAUAGGGAAGAUCAUAAACAUGUCAUAAAAUUUGUAUUUUGCGACUUGAAGAUCGUCAAAAAGCGGCAACAGCCAGGUUAGCGACCAGGUUAAACUAACUCAAAUGGCUACUUCCUGGAUGCCUUAGGCUGGAAAUAAAGGUAUUUACAUACACGCUCAAUGACUUUAGAGGCGAGUUUCUUAAGAUAUCUUUAGCGUAACACCCUGCCUUUCAUUUGACUCAGUGGCAGGCUGUGUAUUUGCACGGGAAUAGAAGCAUUCUUUAGAAUAAAUGUACGCAAUAAUUAGCUUUUGCUGUUAUGAAUUUCUCCCUGGCACCGGUUUGCAGAGUCGACUGUGGAGAUGGUGUCUGGACCAGUCAUAACUGUUCAUAUGGUCUGCUCCAGCCCCUGUGUCUCUCUGUAAAUGUGACUGAGUCCAACAGCACUCUCAGCAUGGGGCAGGACAGGGGCAAGUACGACUUCUACAUCGGCCUGGGGCUGGCCAUCAGCUCCAGCAUCUUCAUUGGGGGCAGUUUCAUCUUAAAGAAGAAAGGACUGCUGCGGCUGGCGAGAAAGGGUUCCAUGCGGGCAGGUCAGGGGGGCCAUGCCUAUUUGAAAGAAUGGCUCUGGUGGGCUGGGCUACUCUCUAUGGGAGCUGGGGAGGCAGCCAAUUUUGCUGCUUAUGCGUUUGCCCCUGCAACUCUAGUCACUCCACUAGGGGCCCUGAGUGUGCUCGUCAGUGCGGUGCUGUCUUCGUACUUCCUGACAGAGCGGUUAAACCUGCAUGGGAAACUGGGCUGUCUGCUCUCCAUCCUGGGCUCCACCACCAUGGUCAUCCACGCCCCCCAAGAGGAGGAGAUCAACAGCUUGGAGGAGAUGAGUUACAAGCUGGUCGACCCAGGUUUUGUAUUCUUUGCGACUCUGGUGAUCAUUGUGGCUCUGGUGUUCAUUUUUGUGGUGGGCCCACGCCACGGUCAAACCAACAUCCUGGUCUACAUCACCAUCUGCUCCGUUAUUGGCUCUCUCUCAGUGUCCUGUGUUAAAGGUCUGGGGAUCGCCAUCAAGGAAGCCAUCGCAGGGAAAAACGUGAUCCGAAUGCCACUGGCCUGGCUUCUCCUUCUGUCACUUAUAGCUUGUGUUAGCACUCAGAUUAACUAUUUAAACAAGGCUCUGGACAUUUUCAAUACCUCCAUAGUGACGCCAAUCUACUAUGUCUUCUUUACCACUUCAGUGCUCACCUGUUCUGCCAUUUUGUUCAAGGAAUGGGAGCACAUGGGCACAGAUGACGUUAUUGGGACACUGAGCGGCUUCCUUACAAUUAUUGUUGGCAUUUUCUUGCUGCACGCAUUCAAAGACGUUAACGUUAGCUGGUCAACUUUAGCCGUGUCAAUCAGAAAGGAGGAGAGGGCUUUUCCGACCUCUAACGGCAUGGCGUCUCACAGUAGCUAUGAACUUCUGCACAACGAAUCAACAGAGGACAUGGACAGAGAAGUGGGCUUGCCUUUUGACAGCGUCUCCAGAAGAAAUGGAGCGAUUAUUUCAUCAUAAGGUGUUUUUGGGUGACAAGAGAACCAAUGCUAAGCUCAUUAAGACAAUCACCUACAAAACAGAGGUUCAGAAAGACCAGUGUAUUGUAUGUUUUAAUUUGCCUUACUUAAAAGAACUCCCUUUCAUUCCUGUAGCCUGUAAAUAUUUUUUUAAGAAAUUUUUUGUUUGAGUAAAAGCAUAUCAAUGCACUGAUUUAGUUUGUAAACUGAUUUUUAACACAGAAACCCUGCUGAUACGACAUUGAACAAUGAUCAGCCAGAACUUUAUGACCACUGACAGGUUAAUGGGAAACACAAAUGCUUAUCAUCAUUGGCUGUAUGUGAAGUGUUUGUCCUCAAUGUAGUAGGGUAGAAUUAAGAGAAUGAUGAAGAUUAGGUGGGGUUUUGUGAUAUUAAAAGUAUUUGAAGAA
Messenger RNA from Boleophthalmus pectinirostris (great blue-spotted mudskipper), 2097 nucleotides. It is a transcript of the gene nipa2, whose product is annotated as NIPA magnesium transporter 2. Gene Ontology annotation, molecular function: magnesium ion transmembrane transporter activity. Gene Ontology annotation, cellular component: membrane. The record is from RefSeq and is a predicted model, not a curated record. The transcript has 6 exons. Lineage: Eukaryota; Metazoa; Chordata; Actinopteri; Gobiiformes; Gobiidae. Gene Ontology annotation, biological process: magnesium ion transport. Bases 459 to 1688 code for a protein of 409 amino acids.